GGUAGCUGCUCCACCGAGCCCCCACUGGAAUCAACUACUUUGAUGAAUACCGUUUAUGAUGACUAUGACUCGACGGCUGAUCUGGAAUCUGUGGAUUAUGAUGGGUUUGUGCAGUGGUGCCAAAAGUCUGAUGUUCGGUCUUUCCGCCAAUCCUUUCUGCCAGCCAUUUACACUGUCAUCACUGUGCUCGGCCUCCUGGGCAAUGGACUGGUUGUCGUCACCUACAUUUAUUUCAAGCGCUUGAGGACAAUGACUGACGUGUACCUCCUGAACCUUGCCCUGGCUGAUCUGCUGUUUCUCUUCACCUUACCUUUUUGGGCUGUCAGUGUGGUCAAGCAGUGGAUCUUUGGUCAAGUGAUGUGUAAAGCUGUCUAUGUGCUGUAUCGUGUCAGCUUCUUCAGUGGCAUGCUGCUACUCAUGUGUAUCAGCAUUGACAGGUACUUCUCCAUUGUCCGAGCUGCUUCAGCUCAUCGGCACCGCUCCAAGGCUGUGUACUACAGUAAGAUUGUCUCAGUUUGUGUUUGGCUAUUCUCGUUUCUUUUGUCCAUGCCUGAGCUGCUCUACAGUGACCAGAAGCAGAGUGAGAAUGGUCUGCUGUGCAAAAUGAACCUGGAUAACAGCACAAUUGUCCUCACAGCUGGCACACAGUUGGCUGUGGGGUUCUUUAUCCCUUUUGUAGUCAUGCUGUUCUGCUAUUGUGUAAUUAUUAAGACCUUACUAUUGGCCAGGAACUUUGAAAAGAACAAAGCCAUCAAAGUGAUCUUUGCUGUGGUUCUGGUCUUCCUGUUGUUUCAGUUACCCUACAACAGUGUGAUGCUAAUAGACACUAUCAAUGAUGUUAAUGCCACAGUCACCAAAUGUGAUGUGAGCAAGCGAAUGAACAUAGCUAUCGAUGUGACAAAGAGCCUGGCUUAUGUCAGAUGUUGCCUCAAUCCGUUCCUCUAUGCCUUCAUCGGAGUCAAGUUCCGCAAUGACCUGUUGAAACUGAUGAAGGAGAUGGGUUGCAUGAGCACUGAGAAGCUGAUUAAAUACACCAACUUCAAGGCCACUUUGACCAGUAAACGUGGCUCCAUCGCCACUGACACAGACAGCACAACGACCUUCUCCCCGUGAAACCCAGACUGUCUAAACCCACCAACAGUAUCUCCUUGAGAAACUCGCCUGGAGAGAAAUGCAAAACCAGACUUGGACGUUCCAAAACAAGAGAGAUUUUCACAAAUGUUAAUGUAUCAGCGAGAUGGCCCUAGAGAGAGCCUGAGCUCAGCCAUCUCUGUGAGAAGGACAUUAAUCUCUUCGAUGGGCUAUCCAGAAAACACUGCCACAACUACUGACCAGUUACUCAUUCUCGGUUUCAAACUGGUGGCUGCAAUCCUGAACAAUUGUUCAAUUUCCUGAUUCAUUGACUUCGGAUAUAACCUGCCUCACCAGCCUGACCCCUCACCCUGUCUCACCAGCCUGACCCCUCACCCUGCCUCGCCAGCCUGACCCCUCACCCUGCCUCACCAGCCUGACCCCUCACCCUGUCUCACCAGCCUGACCCCUCACCCUGCCUCGCCAGCCUGACCCCUCACCCUGCCUCGCCAGCCUGACCCCUCACCCUGCCUCACCAGCAGAAUGGCAGCAAUGUUUGACAGCAGGAUUUGUUAACUGCUAUAGUGACAUAAUCUCCCUGAUUCCGAGGGACAAUCACACUCAUUCUCACUGUGUUGACAAACACUGUACUUUCCAAAGUUCAGCUCUUGCUCCAACAAAAACAAACAUUCCUGAAACCCAUGCCCAAAGGGUAACCAUCACCCAGCUGGUGGAAUAAUAUGUCCUCAUCUCCGUGUUCCAGUCUUGGGACCCUGGUGUAUCCCAGUGACAGUCAGUGUGUGUGGGGCCGUUCCCCAGUGAGACUCAGUGUGUGUGGAACUGUACCCCAGUGACAGUCAGUGUGUGUGGGGCCGUACCCCAGUGACAGUCAGUGUGUGUGGGACCGUACCCCAGUGAG
Molecule: messenger RNA, 1990 nt
Organism: Rhincodon typus (whale shark)
Lineage: Eukaryota; Metazoa; Chordata; Chondrichthyes; Orectolobiformes; Rhincodontidae
Gene: ccr7
Product: chemokine (C-C motif) receptor 7
Exons: 1
Coding region: 43-1113 (356 amino acids)
Biological process (GO): inflammatory response; immune response; chemotaxis
Cellular component (GO): membrane
Molecular function (GO): C-C motif chemokine 19 receptor activity; chemokine (C-C motif) ligand 21 binding; chemokine (C-C motif) ligand 19 binding
Source: RefSeq, a predicted model, not a curated record